Messenger RNA from Coccinella septempunctata (seven-spotted ladybird), 1232 nucleotides. Its product is annotated as THAP domain-containing protein 6-like. Gene Ontology annotation, molecular function: sequence-specific DNA binding. Lineage: Eukaryota; Metazoa; Arthropoda; Insecta; Coleoptera; Coccinellidae. The record is from RefSeq and is a predicted model, not a curated record. Bases 116 to 760 code for a protein of 214 amino acids. The transcript is spliced from 5 exons.
GUCGAAAACGAAUAUUAUUGAAGAAUAUCUUUGUAUUUAGCUGAUUCGUGUGGUUUUAUUAGUUUUUUUCGCUGAACACCUGGACAUUUGUACUCUGUAAUCUGUGACAUUUACGAUGGCUUACUGUUCGGUAAAAAAGUGCAGGAAUAACACUAAGUUUCCGCCUGCGAAAAACAUUAGUUUUCACACCUUUCCAAAAGAAGAACAGACUUUGAAAGAAUGGCUUCAGAUAUUGGGUAUCCCUGUUGAGGCAUGGAAAUGGACGAAAAAUUCUGUAGUAUGUUCGGAGCAUUUUAGAAAAGAAGAUUAUUUGAAUGGAAAAAGAUUGAUGUAUAAGGCUGUUCCAUCUUUGAAAAUGAAUAUACCUAUAAAUUCAUCAAUCUGCAGUUCUGCGCCUUCAACCAGUAGAUUGGAUGACUCUUUGCUUGAUACUUCAGCUAAUGAGGAAUCACACACUUCAACUGUGAUGAGGCACACAAGAAAAACUGGGAAUAUGUCUCAAAAUGCUGCAUCUUCAUCACCAUCAACAACUUUUAGUAGUGAUUCUAAAGAAAAAAUAAUUGCAAUGGUUGAAUCACUUCACAAUUAUAGUAUUUCUCCUUCAAAAUUGAUGAAUAGAAACAUCGAAUUGAAAAAAUGUCAAGCAUCAUAUAGAAGGAAAUUAUACAAUGCCAGAAAAACCAUUAAGUCUCUAAGAAAUAAAAUACAACAAAUGAAAGAAGUGAUGGACUUUUUGAGACAAGAUCAACGUAUUUCUUAAAAUGCUGCCCAUCAUUCAGAGAAAUCUUAAGUGCCACAUUGAUAAAAAGAUAUUCGAAAAAUGUAGAGAAUCAUACUGUGACCAAUAAAAGUUAACCUCCAGACUUGAGGGAAUUUUAAUAUCCUUCAAAAAUAAAGGGGGACUUCAUGUACCAUCAUAUGGAGUUAUAAAGAUAUGACAAAAUGUAGAGAUUUCAAUCAGGAAUUUGAUGAUUUUAACAAAAAAUAGAGAUGAAAAUUCACUCGAAGCAUUUGCAACUAUUCAGUCCCAAAAAUUUGAUGAUCGAGUUGAUGAUUUGUUCCCUUUCUUGAAAGAACAUUUUUUAUAGAUUCCUCAGCGAUUGACAGACAUCAUGGCUUUCUUUUAGUGAAAAAUAUUGCCAGAUCUUAUUCUAAAAUAAGAAUAUUCAUUCUGUGUAAAAAGUUCACUGAAAAAAUUCAAGGUCCUGCAAUUAGAAGACUUCAUCACUGGA